AUGGAGGCGACACAAACACCCCCCCGGCUCCUGUUCCGAAAGAACGGACGACCGCAGGCGUGCGAGCCGUGCCGGAAGCGUAAGGUCGCCUGCGAUCAUGCGCAACCCGUGCAGGAAGUCGAAGCGCCCCGGCGAGGCGUGCGAAUACAUUCUGGGCGACAGCCCGGCACCAAGAGACGCCCCGAGAACGACUCGGCCGAGGGAAAGCCGGCGCAGCUCGAGGGCCCCUUCUCUGCCGUUGGCGGCACCAACCUUCCCACUACCUCCCGCAACGGCAACACGACUCGUACCGGAACCGACGUCGACGGGAACAACGACAACAACGUCAUCGGCAUCCGUGAGAACCGCCGCAAGCCGACCCCCCCGGACUCGGUCGGCACGGGGACCACCCCUGCCGUCCUCGGAAUCGGCUACCUUGGCUUCACCUCCUUCUGCGGCAUCUACGAGGAGACCCGGUCCAGCCUGAACCGGCUCCAGCCCUCCGGCGCGACCCCGAUCGGCGAGAUCGGGGCUACGGCUAACUGCGGGCUCGAGUGCUCCCCGCCCCUGACGAACCAGGCCCUGGAGACGUGCCUGACCAUCCUCCGCCACGUCCCGGACCCGGACGUGGGUCUGAAGCUGUUUGAAAGCCACGUCAACCCGAGCGACGGCUGGAUCCGCCUGGCCGCGAAGCGCAUGGUGACGUCGCUGUACGAGACCUUCCCGCAGUACUUUUGCGCAGCCGGAAAGGCCGACGAUGCGCAGCUGACGGCUCUCUCCCGCACCAUCUGCCAAAACACCGCAAAGUGCGUGUCCGACGAGGAGUCCGACCCCGAGAAAUGGAUCGCUCAGUUCACCGGCACGAACCUGCGAUGGGAGUCGCUGGGCGUCAUGUUUGUGUACUGGGAGCUGGCGGCCCGGUACCUCGGCCCUUACCGGCCUGACGUCGGCUCACAGUUCCAAUGCGUCGACGAGGGGACCAGGGUCGUGUUGCAAUACCGUUACUGUGUCGGUGCGAGCAUAGAGCUGACCAAGGCCGCAGGCAGCGGGGGCAACACCCUGCUGCUCUUCAUGUCUGCGAAGCGGACCAUUAUCGAGUCCAUCUUCUCGGGCGAUGCGAGUUUCGCCUGUUGGCAAACGCACGCCGAAACGGUGGCCCUGUCGACCUUUCUCGGCUUCCACGACGAGGUCGCUGCAGAGCCGUAUAAGCCGACCAUCUGCUCCGAGAUCAAGCGCAAACUCUUUUGCUACGUCUUCUACAUGGACAAGGUGCUGGCCUCGUUCGCCGGCCGGCCACCGCUCAUCAGUCGCCGCUACGCCCGCACGCCGCCGCCUCUGGAUCUCAAGGACGAGUACCUUCUCUCGGACGAGGCCACACUGGCCCGUCACGUGGCCGCCCUCGACGAGAACGGGUGGAACACGGAGGGCGACCUGAACUCCGCCACCAUCGUCCGGGCCCGCGUCAUGCUGGCGCAUAUCCGGGAUGAGCUGUUCGAGAUUGCUCUCGGCCACGGGCCGGUGACGCCGGUCGAAACACUUCUACGACACCGAGCACUAGCCGGUAUCAAAGGCGAGGGCAAGGGCGCUGCUGACUUCAACUGCUCCAGAGAGAUCAAGGAAAGGCAGCUUCGAACAGUCGCCGGUCUGCCCAAGAUCCUCGUCUUCCAAGAAGAGGACGUCCAGGACAGGAAACUCGACGUGCCGCUGCUGUACGUCCGGCUCAUCGUCCACCUCGAACACCUCCAGAACAUGUUCUUUAUCGAACGUCUGCUCGCUAAGCGGGGCCACGAUGACGGCGCCCUGCUUUCCGUCAGCUUCGAGAUGGUGUCGAAAACGCUCAUGUUCUGGACGAACAUGGACCGUCUUUCCUGCAUGAACGGAGAUUUUGAGUGGCUCGUCAUGGCCUACGCCGCCCCCGGCGGCGGCAUUCUCUGCCUCGAGCUCCUCAAGCCCACCCUCCACGGCGGUAACCACCCGCAGAACCCGAAACUGACGCGGUCAAGUAUCAUACAGAAGCUGAGCCUGCUCGUGGGCUUCCUCGACUGGGUCAGCCCGACGGCGCCCAACGGCGACCUCUGCGCCGACUGCAAGUGCAUCAUCCAGCACGUCCUCGACCAAGCCCUCAACGGCCCCGCCGCCUCGACCUCGUCCGCAGUGGACGGCGACUUCCCCGCGGCCCUGGACGCCAUGGACUGGGACUUCUCCACCCAGCUCGACUUCAACUUUGACCUGCUCGAUACGUUCGAUUGGCUGCGCCCCGAGGUUCCAUCGGGCCAGCAGUCGUGA
Messenger RNA from Colletotrichum higginsianum IMI 349063, 2265 nucleotides. RefSeq names its product Fungal specific transcription factor domain-containing protein. Bases 1 to 2265 code for a protein of 754 amino acids. The transcript is spliced from 6 exons. Gene Ontology annotation, biological process: DNA-templated transcription. Gene Ontology annotation, molecular function: zinc ion binding; DNA binding. NCBI's taxonomy places the organism in Eukaryota, Fungi, Ascomycota, Sordariomycetes, Glomerellales, Glomerellaceae. Gene Ontology annotation, cellular component: nucleus. The record is from RefSeq and is a predicted model, not a curated record.